Ricinus communis (castor bean) is the source of this 2567-nucleotide messenger RNA. Its product is annotated as heat shock protein 83. Lineage: Eukaryota; Viridiplantae; Streptophyta; Magnoliopsida; Malpighiales; Euphorbiaceae. Gene Ontology annotation, biological process: cellular response to heat; protein folding; protein stabilization. Bases 230 to 2341 code for a protein of 703 amino acids. The transcript is spliced from 4 exons. The record is from RefSeq and is a predicted model, not a curated record. Gene Ontology annotation, molecular function: ATP binding; ATP hydrolysis activity; ATP-dependent protein folding chaperone. Gene Ontology annotation, cellular component: protein-containing complex; plasma membrane; perinuclear region of cytoplasm.
UAUCGUUUCAUGGAAGAAUCCAGAACUCAAUUCUUGUCCGAAUUAACACGCCGACCCCUCGGAGAAGAAGGGACUAGAACCUCUUUAAGUCUCCAUUAUAUAUACCUCGAAACCCUUCCGUGCUUGAUCAGCUAGAAAUCUCUAUUGAUCAUCUAUCCAAUAGCUAUCUCGAAUUAUCUCGCGCUUUCUUGACAGGCAUUGUGUUGGUUUUCGAAUUAGUGCGGAGGAAAUGGCAGACGUUCAGAUGGCUGAUGCAGAGACAUUUGCUUUUCAGGCUGAGAUUAACCAGCUUUUGAGCUUGAUCAUCAAUACUUUUUACAGCAACAAGGAGAUUUUCCUUCGUGAGCUUAUCAGUAAUGCCUCUGAUGCUUUGGACAAGAUUAGAUUCGAGAGCUUGACUGAUAAGAGCAAGCUUGAUGCUCAACCCGAAUUAUUCAUUAGGCUUGUUCCUGACAAAGCUAAUAAGACUCUUUCUAUUAUUGACAGUGGUAUUGGUAUGACCAAAGCAGACUUGGUGAACAAUUUGGGUACAAUUGCAAGAUCUGGAACCAAGGAAUUUAUGGAGGCUUUGCAGGCUGGAGCCGAUGUUAGCAUGAUUGGUCAAUUUGGUGUUGGUUUCUACUCUGCUUAUCUUGUGGCAGAGAAAGUCAUUGUCACCACGAAGCACAAUGACGAUGAGCAAUACGUCUGGGAAUCACAGGCUGGCGGUUCUUUCACUGUCACAAGGGAUGUUAACGGGGAGCAACUUGGCAGGGGUACUAAAAUUACCCUUUUCCUCAAGGAGGAUCAACUUGAGUACUUGGAGGAGAGGAGGAUUAAGGACCUUGUCAAGAAGCACUCUGAAUUCAUUAGCUAUCCCAUCUACUUGUGGACUGAGAAAACAACUGAGAAAGAAAUAAGCGAUGAUGAAGAAGAUGAAGCCAAGAAGGAAGAAGAGGGAGAUGUCGAAGAGGUGGAUGAGGAGAAAGAGACAAAAUCCAAGAAGAAGAAGAUCAAGGAGGUUUCUCAUGAGUGGCAGCUCAUCAACAAGCAAAAGCCUAUCUGGCUGCGUAAGCCUGAGGAGAUCACCAAGGAGGAAUAUGCCUCUUUCUAUAAGAGCUUGACCAAUGAUUGGGAGGAUCACUUGGCUGUCAAGCAUUUCUCUGUUGAGGGUCAGCUUGAAUUCAAGGCUAUUCUCUUUGUGCCAAAGAGAGCUCCAUUUGACCUGUUUGACACGCGCAAGAAGAUGAACAACAUUAAGCUUUAUGUCAGGAGGGUCUUCAUUAUGGACAACUGUGAGGAGCUCAUCCCUGAGUACCUUGGCUUUAUCAAGGGUGUGGUUGAUUCUGAUGAUUUGCCUCUAAACAUUUCUCGUGAGAUGCUUCAACAGAACAAGAUCCUUAAGGUGAUUAGGAAGAAUCUCGUGAAGAAAUGCAUUGAGAUGUUCAACGAGAUUGCUGAGAAUAAGGAAGACUACAAUAAGUUCUAUGAGGCUUUCUCAAAGAAUCUGAAAUUGGGUAUCCAUGAGGACAGCCAGAACAGAUCCAAAUUGGCAGACUUGCUCCGAUACCACUCGACCAAGAGCGGAGAGGAGCUGACUAGUUUGAAGGACUACGUUACUAGAAUGAAAGAGGGUCAGAAGGAUAUUUAUUACAUUACUGGUGAAAGCAAGAAAGCAGUUGAGAACUCACCAUUCCUAGAGCGGCUUAAGAAGAAGGGCUAUGAGGUUCUGUUCAUGGUGGAUGCUAUUGAUGAGUACGCGGUUGGCCAAUUAAAAGAGUAUGAUGGAAAGAAGUUGGUUUCUGCUACAAAAGAAGGAUUAAAGCUUGAUGAUGAGACUGAGGAAGAGAAGAAGAAAAAAGAGGAGAAGAAGAAGUCAUUUGAGAACCUCUGCAAGACAAUCAAAGACAUUUUGGGAGAUAAGGUUGAAAAGGUGGUGGUCUCUGAUAGGAUUGUGGAUUCUCCAUGCUGUUUGGUGACUGGAGAGUACGGCUGGACCGCUAACAUGGAAAGGAUUAUGAAGGCUCAGGCUUUGAGGGAUAACAGCAUGAGCUCUUACAUGUCUAGCAAGAAGACUAUGGAGAUCAACCCCGACAAUGGUAUCAUGGAGGAGCUGAGAAAGAGGGCUGAGGCUGACAAGAAUGACAAAUCUGUGAAAGACCUCGUGCUGUUGCUGUUUGAGACUGCUCUCCUUACCUCUGGCUUCAGCCUUGACGAUCCAAACACAUUUGCUGCCAGGAUCCAUAGGAUGUUGAAACUGGGUCUCAGCAUCGAUGAGGACGAGGAUGCUGGUGACGAUGCUGACAUGCCUGCCUUGGAGGAAGAUGGUGCCGAGGAGAGCAAGAUGGAGGAAGUCGACUAAGCUCCUAAUGCCUGGGAUUUCUAUUCUGUCAUAUACUACUGUCUGUGUCAUAUUGGGGAAAAGCUCGUGUACUUUUGUCCCCUUUACUAGUGUCCUCUGGUGGUCUUUUCUUCUUUUUUUUGAAAAAGGAUCUUAUUUGUCUUUGACCCGGUGUUUGAGAUGGUUGUAAUUUUCCUACCGGCUAUAUCUGAAGUUAAUACAAUCUGUGCUUGUUCGCCUUCUCCAA